AUGCACACCAAACUCAUCCUCCUCCUCUCCACUCUCACUCUCUCUCUCUUCGUCACCGCCGUACCAGCCGAAGUUCCUGCCGCCGAAGUAACCACAGGCAUCAAAUGCUGCAUCUCCGGCUGUACAUCGUGCAAUACUUGGAAGUGCCAGAAUUGUUGGGCUUGGCCAUACUCCGUCUGCUGCGCAACAAUCCUCGCCAAGAAACGCGACGGUGACGGGAAUGAUGUUUUCUUGAACAUGAAAGGGGAGGUUAUCACGAUGGUUGAUAUGCCUGAGCCUGAGUUUGGAGAGAAUGUUGCUGAGGCUUAG
Glarea lozoyensis ATCC 20868 is the source of this 309-nucleotide messenger RNA. RefSeq lists its product as uncharacterized. The record is from RefSeq and is a predicted model, not a curated record. The transcript is spliced from 2 exons. The coding region runs from base 1 to 309 and encodes 102 amino acids. NCBI's taxonomy places the organism in Eukaryota, Fungi, Ascomycota, Leotiomycetes, Helotiales, Helotiaceae.